AUGGUCUCAUUACGGAGUGUGCGUCGCUUUGUAUGGGGAGAAAUUCCAGACAGCAAGACGGAGCGGACACUGCUGCUGAAGAUAGACUGGUUCAUCUUGUCGUACUGUUGCCUCAUGUACUUUACGAAUUACCUUGAUCGAAGCAACGUGUCAAAUGCAUACGUCUCCGGCAUGAAGGAAGACCUCCACAUGUACGGUACCGAGUUUAACAAAAUCAACACGAUCUUCACAUGCGGAUAUAUCGUCGGGAUGGUGCCGAACAACCUGAUGCUCCAGGUGGUCUCGCCCAGAAUUUGGUUCCCCGCUAUGCAGAUCGUCUGGGGUGUCUUGACUUUCUGCUCGAGUGCGGUUAAAAACGUCGAGCAACUCUAUGCUAUUCGGUUCUUCCAAGGGCUCACUGAGGCAUCGACAUUCGUCGGGACGCACUAUAUCCUUGGCUCAUGGUACAAGCCAGGCGAGCUCGGCAAGCGUUCUGGCAUCUUCACAAGCUCAGGCCUCAUCGGGACUCUGUUUUCUGGUGUGCUCCAGGCCGCGGUGUAUCAGCAUCUCAACGGGGUAGAUGGUCGCAGUGGCUGGCGCUGGCUAUUCAUCAUUGACGGCGUCAUCACCCUUCCUAUCGCUCUAUAUGGCUUCUUCGUCUUCCCCAACACGCCGACCACGACGACCGCGUUCUACCUGUCGCCAGAGGCAAGUCUCAUCCUCCGCCAUCGACGCCCGAAGGAGCACCGCGGGCUGCGCCGUCCGACCUGGGACCUCGCAAAACGUGUCCUGGGCCGAUGGCGGUGGUACGGGUGCAGCCUCCUCUUCGCCAUCUCCGGCGAGACGGAGAGCCUCGGCUCCAACAACCUCAUGGGCCAGUGGCUCUCCGCGCUCGGGGGCUACACCGUCGAGCAGGUGGACUACUACCCGUGCGGCGUGACCGCGGUGGGCAUCGCCUCGACGCUCGUGUGCGCGACGUGGACCGACGCGACGCGCUCGAGGGCGCGCUGGCCCGUGCUUGUGUACAUGUCCGUGGCGGUCAUGGUCGCCGCGGUGUGCCUCUUGGUGUGGGGGAGCCCGACGGGGCUGAAGUUCUUCGCGUAUUACCUGGCGGGUGCGAGCUAUUCCGGGCAGGCGACGACAUUCGCCUGGGCAAACCAGAUCUGCGCCGACGACGACCAAGAGCGCGCCGUCGUCCUCGCCUCCAUGAACAUGUGGAACAACGUCGUCAACGCCUGGUGGCAGCUCGUCUUCUACCCCGCCACCGACGCGCCGCGCUUCCGCAAGGGCAUGUGGGCCAUGAUCGGCAUCGGCCUCGCGACCCUUCUCGUCACCUUCCUCGUGUGGUACCUCGAGCGCCGCGAGAAGCGUGUCGCUGCACGGGCCGGGGACGAUGGCCCUGCGGAGGAUGGGAUCGAAGAAAAGGAGAGGGAGCUGGACGAGAAGAACGUGGAUGGGUUUGAGCCUUGA
This is a messenger RNA of Fomitopsis serialis, 1449 nucleotides long. Its product is annotated as major facilitator superfamily domain-containing protein. The transcript is spliced from 16 exons. Bases 1 to 1449 code for a protein of 482 amino acids. NCBI's taxonomy places the organism in Eukaryota, Fungi, Basidiomycota, Agaricomycetes, Polyporales, Fomitopsidaceae. Gene Ontology annotation, molecular function: pantothenate transmembrane transporter activity. The record is from RefSeq and is a predicted model, not a curated record. Gene Ontology annotation, cellular component: plasma membrane. Gene Ontology annotation, biological process: pantothenate import across plasma membrane.